Molecule: messenger RNA, 742 nt
Organism: Cololabis saira (Pacific saury)
Lineage: Eukaryota; Metazoa; Chordata; Actinopteri; Beloniformes; Belonidae
Gene: rpl10a
Product: ribosomal protein L10a
Exons: 6
Coding region: 55-705 (216 amino acids)
Biological process (GO): translation
Cellular component (GO): large ribosomal subunit
Molecular function (GO): structural constituent of ribosome; RNA binding
Source: RefSeq, a predicted model, not a curated record
UUCCGGCUGCACUUCCUUUUCAGCGUAGCUAACCGGGAGGAAGGAGCAGCGAAAAUGAGUAAGGUCUCGAGGGACACGUUGUAUGAAUGUGUGAAAGAGGUCCUGCAGGGCUCUCUCGCCAAGCCCAGGAAGUUUACGGAGUCAGUGGAGCUGCAGAUCAGCCUUAAAAACUAUGAUCCCCAGAAGGACAAGCGUUUUUCCGGCACCGUCAGGCUGAAGACUCUUCCCAGGCCCAAGUUCUCCGUGUGUCUCCUGGGAGAUCAGCAGCACUGCGAUGAAGCCAAGGCUGCUGACAUGCCCCACAUGGACAUUGAAGCUUUGAAGAAGCUAAACAAGAACAAGAAGCUGGUCAAGAAGCUUGCCAAGAAGUAUGACGCCUUCCUGGCCUCAGAGUCUCUGAUUAAGCAGAUCCCCCGUAUCCUGGGUCCUGGACUCAACAAAGCCGGCAAGUUCCCCUCCCUGCUCACCCACAACGAGAACCUGCUCACAAAAGUGGAUGAGGUCAAAUCUACCAUCAAAUUCCAGAUGAAGAAGGUGCUCUGUCUGGCUGUGGCCGUGGGACACGUGAAGAUGACGGAGGAUGAGCUCGUCUACAACAUCCACUUGGCGACCAACUUCCUCGUGUCUCUGUUGAAGAAGAAUUGGCAGAACGUACGCGCUCUCUACGUCAAGAGCACGAUGGGCAAACCCCAACGCCUCUAUUAAAUACAGAUUUUCUUAAUAAAUGUGGAGGUGCUCCGAA